Stegodyphus dumicola is the source of this 2524-nucleotide messenger RNA. RefSeq lists its product as uncharacterized. Gene Ontology annotation, biological process: positive regulation of transcription by RNA polymerase II; cell fate commitment; negative regulation of transcription by RNA polymerase II. Gene Ontology annotation, cellular component: nucleus. The record is from RefSeq and is a predicted model, not a curated record. Gene Ontology annotation, molecular function: zinc ion binding; DNA-binding transcription factor activity, RNA polymerase II-specific; RNA polymerase II cis-regulatory region sequence-specific DNA binding. NCBI's taxonomy places the organism in Eukaryota, Metazoa, Arthropoda, Arachnida, Araneae, Eresidae.
UACUGGAAUGCUGAUGAUGAUGGAGUUCCACGGCUUUCUUUGCAGACAACGAACAGACGAGCCGGCCAAAUCUGCACCAACUGCGGCACGACGACGACAACUCUCUGGAGACGGAACAACCACGGGGAACCAGUAUGCAACGCUUGCGGCCUCUACUUCAAACUUCAUGGGGUCAAUAGACCCCCUGCAAUGAAGAAAGAAGGAAUUCAAAAACGAAAGAGAAAGCCAAAGAGUGCUAAUCAAGAUGUAAAGAGAAAAGCCUUGACUACAACUUCAGGAUCUAACAGCCCCGGAGAUAUGAAAUCUUCUGCUUCAGCUAACUAUUCCUUGGCGUCGACGACUAGUAGCUAUGCAUCCAACCACAACGCUGUCACAACUACAACAUCUCCAACAUCAUGUGAUCCAAGUGUGCUCCACAGACAGCAUUCUCAACAGCAGCAGCAAUCGAGCAGUACUCACCACCAUCAUCAGCAGCAACAUUCAGUUAACGACGAUGCAGGAAGACACAACCUGCAGCACUCUUCCUACGCCAACCAUCAUUCUGUUGAGCACUCUAGUUCAAGCCAACACCAAUCUUCUGCCUUGCAUGCUCUUCAAGGACUCAAUUCUUUCUACCAUCACCACCACCAACACCAUGCUGCAACAUCUGUCAUAGCUUCAACAUCGUCGACGUCUGGCACGUCAUCUGGUCGUAUUCCUUCGUCGCCAUUCGGAAUUGUCAAACUGGAAACCUGAUUCAAGUUGGCAAUGUACACAUUUAAUAUGUUCCCCAAACGGCCUCUCUCUGUGACAGUGCUAAGACUAUUGUGCCAUUGAAUACUUAUAUCUAGAAUGGCAGAACAUUUUUAUGCACGAAAUUGGAAGGAAUCAGAUUACUGUCACCCCUGGUAAAAAAUCCACCAUGCAUAGAUAAAUUGCAAAUUGGAAUUCCACUAUUACUUAGUUGUAUAGACAGAAUCUUUGGGUACAAUAGACAGAAUCUUCGAAUACAGUCUGAUUAAUAUACUACUUGCUGUUAUUAUGAAUGUGUUUUACCAUUGUGAGCAAUUGCAAUGUGGGAAAAUUUUAAAUUUUGAUGUAUAAAACUGCGAAGAAACUUCGAAAUUAUAAACUUUUCAGCAAGUUUUUACACUUCAAUUUAGGAAUUUUAAUUGCGAUGUAAAAAUAUUCGUUUCCGAAUAUGUUGUUUAAUUUUAAAGCUAAAGGCUCUCGUCACUGUUUGCGUUGACUGUAAUGUAAAUAUAUAUGUAUAUUAUAAUUUUGGCUUGAUUUAACUAUUAGGCUUGUAUUCAUAAUUCAAGGUUAUCAAAAUUGGAACAGAACGUUUGAAGGUAAAAUAUCUCAAAAUCGUGAUUUUGAUAACUUAAAUUUUGUAAAAUUAAUUAGUUGUAUAAAUGGAGUCUUUAAAUUUGUUGUUAAAUAUUUUGUUAGAUCUUUUUUUUUUUUUUUUUAGCUUGAAAUAUAUAUGUUCUUGAAAUCGUAAUCAGUGAUACUGAGAGUUUUGGAAUGAUCGCGCCAAUAAAUGCCUCUUGAACUACCAUUUGUAGACAAUACACUCUUCUUAUUUAAGAUGUGAAUAAAAUAAAAUAGACUUUCUGUCUACGGCAACUUGGUAACGUGACAGCUUUAUAAAAAAGUAUAAAAAAUCAAUGCGCACGUGCAUGCUUGUGUUGCGUCACGUGAUAGUGAUUGCCACUCUCUGGAAGUCUAACUAAUUUGAUAUAUUCAAUAUAUAAGAUAAUUUGAUAAUAAGUAAAAUAAUGGUAAAAAUUUAUAAAUUAUUGCUUUUAAAUUAUUUGGUUAUUGAGUAUUCCAACGAUAACUGCUAGAAUUUUCUGUUUGAGUUAAUACAAACAUAACUCCUGUAAUAUUUCAUUGCCAGAGUUUUAAAGCUCAAAUGCUUAGCGCACCACUAGCAGUUUUUAGCUUAAAAACAGAUUAUGCAAUAAAUCAAUAUAUUAUAAAUGACAAUACAUUUUUUUAAAAUUUUAACAAUUAAAUGUGUUUUAGUAUUGAAAAAUAUUCGAGGAAAAAUGUACAUUACUAGCAAAUUAAUGUCAAUCUAAAAUUGUUGAAAUUAGCAGUUAAUUUAUCACGUUUAUAUGGGAUAGGCAUCACUGAAUAUAACAGUUUUGUGCAUCAUAAAAACUACUAACUCUAGCACAAUUUUGAUGAAAAUAGGAUAGAUGUUCCACUAGAUAUUUUUUAGCAAAAUUUCAUUGUGGAACCUUUCGUUUUCUUGUAGAAAUAUUGUAUUUUGUGAGUGUUCUAUGCGUGUUUCACAUUUUCUGCGGGGUCAUUUUUUUUCUCUCUCCGCAUAAUGUAAGUUCUGUACAGGAAAAUAAAUAAGGAAAUUAAAUAUCUCUGUAGACCAAGAAGACGCUUUUGAGUGUUUCAGCUCGAAGGUUUGUGCAAUGUAUAUUUUAUUAGAUUGAAAGUUAUUGUUUCUAAAAUUGCAAUGUAAAUGAGCUUUACUGAAAGCUCAAAUUUCAGCUUAAUUUUAAUAAAAAUGGUUUUUCUCUCA